Molecule: messenger RNA, 372 nt
Organism: Caenorhabditis briggsae
Lineage: Eukaryota; Metazoa; Nematoda; Chromadorea; Rhabditida; Rhabditidae
Exons: 3
Coding region: 1-372 (123 amino acids)
Source: RefSeq, a predicted model, not a curated record
AUGUCUCCAGCUGUUCAUGUGACACGAAGGCAAAGAUAUGUUGCAUCAAAAAAACUACUACCCGCGGCGGAUCUCGAAUUUCACGAAAAAGCCAAAAAAAUCGUUGUUCUCCACAUGGAAACUUGCAAUUAUACGACUGAAAAAAGUGAAGAAACUGAGCCGGUACAACGUCCCAAACAGAAGAUGCUCAGGAAGGACUGUGAGGAAUGCAUGAAGAAGGCCGGAUUGGAGAAGGCCCCGAAGAUUCUGAAUGCUGAGAAGGGACAAUCUAGAAUUGGCACGAUGAUGGAGGAGAAGCUGAAUGCAAUUAUGAAGGAGCAACAAUGUCGAAUCUCAGUCCGAUCGGUGGUAGGAAGCAAAUUGAAAAAAUAG